UCACCAGAAAUACAAGCUAGUAUAUUAUGGGUUGCAUACUCAUUCAUUCGUUGGAUUGUUCUUAAGAAUAAUUGUUUAAAAAUCUUUGAUGGAAGGUGAAGCAAAGAGAAAGUAAAAUAAUACGCACGUGAAUAGAAUAUUCAAAUAAUUGCGAAUAACUUACGACGGUAUUACUCACACCGUCUGUAAGCCUCGCCCACCAAAUACAAUAUUUUAUUUUAUGAGCUAAAUAGUUUUGAAACAACUCGACGCGUUAUAAGGCAAUUGUGCAUAGUUAUUAGUGAACAAAAAUAGCGGAUUAGUGAUUAUGUGGUUUUGUGUAUGUGUAAAUCGGAGGAUAAGAAGUUGACGAUGUCCGUACACCUUUGGAGAAAUUGCAAAUUUAAAUGUUCGCUUUAAAACAAUGGCAUUCAUCGAGAAAUGCUUUUGCUGCAGUUUGCCCAUUGCGUGCGGAUUUUUUGCUGCCUAUUUACUGAUAGCCUACUUGAUUGCAUUUGCGUUUGAGCUGAUAUGGAUCAUCUUGGAAGCUGCCAAUGUUCUACCUACUGCGGCAGUAUUACUAGCCAUCGGAUAUUUUGUAAUGAGCUUGUUUGCCGCACUGCUUUUGCAUGGAUUGGCCACAAAAAAUAUGUUUUGUCUGAUUGGCUGGAUGUUUGCUGUGACAAUUUUAACGUUUCCAGAGGCGGGUCUAGUAAUUUAUAUGAGCGUGGAUUAUUGGGGCACAGGUCACAUAUACGGCAUGACGGAAUUAUCAUGUUGGCUGAUCAGGAUAGUGAUUAAUGUCGUUCAGAUUAUCCUGAUCCAGUCGUUGUACACGCUAUGGAAGGAGGAGGACAUAGUCACCAAAAGGUUGAGAGAUAUGACAUCAACCGGUUCUGUAAUUGGUGAUGUACCUCCCUCAAUCAACAGUCAAUAUUAUCAGAAUAAUGGAUACGAUGGUUCCCUUGAUCAGCUCAAUAUGACUGACAGUAUGAAAAGAUAUGGUUCUAUGCCUCAUUUGUGGAAUGGUCCUUACCCGAACAAUAUACCUAUGAUGUCCCUUCAAAUCCCAUACGACGGUUACCAAUUUUCAACAACCAGCGAAUUCAAUGCCAGUGUCUUCGUUCCUAGCAUCGAUACUGUCGAUUUCAUAGGAGAGAAGAAAGCGCAGUCUCUGAUGGAUUUGAGACUGUUGGACCAACAGCAGCCUGCAUCCAUGACCUACGCUCAGCAAUGGCUCUCUGGAUCAAUUGAUCAUCACACGGCCACCUUCAACAACAACCAAAAUUCACACCAACAUGCUAUGUCUGAAAUAAAUUACUCCACGUUACCUGCCAAAAUGUCAAGGUGUCAAUCUGUGGACGCUCUGAAUACUGCAAAUAAAAACAGUCAUAUUAUAAGAAAUAGAAGUGGAUUCUAUGCACAACCGGUUCAAAAUUACGGAGUUCCUAUUUAUUAUGGACCUCUGGAUGGGCCGGACUUUUUAAUAUAUAAAAAACAAAUGGAGAAGUUGACAAGUAGGAAUUCCUUGAGCAAUAAUUCAGCUGACGAUGUACAGAAAUAUCGAGAUGUCGCGUUAUAGUAGGUUUUUUUAUGUCACUUAUAAUUUAUGUGAUAUCAUUAUAAACACGAAAAAACAAGGCUGGUGCUUGAAGGAAAGAGAUGCACAAGGAUCUAUUAAGGGCAUUGAAUAGGGAGAAUACUACCAUAUCGUCAAAAAAAAAUCCUCAAACCUUAAUCUAAGCCUCAAACGACAUCAAGUAAAAAACUAAGGUUUAUUAUAGGGAUGUGUAAAUAAAUCGAUAUGCAAAAUUAUCGAUAUCGUUUUGAAUUUGAAAUCACAAGUUUUUAAAAGCACUUGUCACAUUCGUUGCUCUCUAAGGAUAUUGAUUCCAACUAUUAAUCAAUUUUUUUGAUCAUAUGGUACGUUCCGAAGUUAAGUUACCGAGGUCGUGACAAAUACAAAAGAGUCUAGAUAUAAAUGUUACCAGAUUUUUUUAAGUUUCUAAUAAUUUAUUUUUAUAAGUAUUAGUUGUAAGAAAAGAACUCAAUAUUUUAUGAGUUGGCCAUAUUUUUUUUGUAAAAUUAGUAAUAAUUUUACAAAACACUGUUGAUUUGUUUUAUAUAUAUAAAGAUGUUAAGUGAUUAAAUAAGAACUUUUUUCAUUUCAAACAUUUGUUUGAUAAUUUGAACCAAAAUUCAGAACAACUUUUUAUACAACACAUUAUAUCGUUCAUGGACUCCUUUACAGACAACCAAACCAGGUUCGUAGGUGAAAUUUAUUCUUAAACCUACGUCAUCAUGGAAGGUAAUUUUUUAUUCAUUAAUUCAUUUAUUCAAUUGAAAAUUAAUAACAAAUACACCUGUGAAGUAAUCUUUAUUGAAACAGAAUAUGCAAAUAACACAAGCUCAUUUUCUAUUUAUAUAAGUGUUGUUUUUUGUUAAACAAAAAAAAGUUAAAAUAAAUUUAUAUUAACAAAGUA
Molecule: messenger RNA, 2462 nt
Organism: Sitophilus oryzae (rice weevil)
Lineage: Eukaryota; Metazoa; Arthropoda; Insecta; Coleoptera; Curculionidae
Gene: Rcd6
Exons: 6
Coding region: 404-1561 (385 amino acids)
Source: RefSeq, a predicted model, not a curated record